This is a messenger RNA of Syzygium oleosum, 1355 nucleotides long. Its product is annotated as MADS-box protein SOC1-like. Bases 441 to 1103 code for a protein of 220 amino acids. Gene Ontology annotation, biological process: positive regulation of transcription by RNA polymerase II. The record is from RefSeq and is a predicted model, not a curated record. NCBI's taxonomy places the organism in Eukaryota, Viridiplantae, Streptophyta, Magnoliopsida, Myrtales, Myrtaceae. Gene Ontology annotation, molecular function: DNA-binding transcription factor activity, RNA polymerase II-specific; RNA polymerase II cis-regulatory region sequence-specific DNA binding; protein dimerization activity. The transcript has 7 exons. Gene Ontology annotation, cellular component: nucleus.
ACAAGAAAGAUAUUUGGUCUCCGUCGUUCUUUAUUCAUCCAUCCAUUUACUUUGAUCAUUUCAAGAAUGCUCCCCAGGGUUAGCCAUUGGAAGGCUAGGGUUCUCUGAUUUAUCUUUCUUGGGUCUCUGAAUUCUUUUCCUUUAGAUUAUAAUAAAUGAUCUUGCAACAAGAUAUCUGAUAUUUUCCCCCUUCGCCCAACAAGCCCUUUUCCUUUUAUUGGCUUGGUUUCAUACGGUUCAGAUUCUCGUCACUCCUUUUCUAUUUUUGGAAACCCUAAUCAUGGUCUUGCAGAUCCGGUAACCUCCUUCACUCACUCAGGAAGCUGGCUCUCGAUACACUGUCAUUUCUCAGUUCCCAUCUUCUUGGCAUCAUAUAGUCGUUUCUAGGAGUUCUUUGGCUGCUUCUUUUCAUCUCAUCUCUCAAGCGCGAGAAACCAAAAAUGGUGAGAGGGAAGACGCAGAUGAAGAGGAUAGAGAACACCACGAGCAGGCAGGUGACCUUCUCGAAGCGUCGGAGCGGGCUGCUCAAGAAGGCCUUUGAGCUCUCGGUUCUUUGUGAUGCUCAAGUCGCUGCCAUCGUAUUCUCUCCUUCGGGAAGGCUUUACGAGUUCUCCAGUUCAAGCAUGAGCAACAUAAUAGAACAAUAUCAAAGGAAAACAAAGGACCCGGGCUGCAGCGCGAAAACUACCGAAAUCGAUUUUCAGAAUCUGAAGGGGAACUCUCUAGACAUGGUAAAGAAGAUUGAACUUCUCGAAGUUUCGAAAAGACAGCUCUCAGGAGAAGUUUUAGAUACAUGUUCGGUUGAGGAGCUACAAUCGCUGCAGAACCAGUUAGAGAGAAGCUUAAGCAAAACCAGGGCAAGAAAGAAUCAGCUCUUUCAGGAGCAGAUUGAGCAGCUGAAGCAAAAGGAGAAAAAGUUGUCGGACGAAAACAAAAAGUUGCAGAAUAGGAACGGCAUGCGAGAGCUGCUGCAAUUUGUGACCGUGCAUCCAGAAGUUCCUCGAGGACGGGGACUGGACGUGGAAACUGAAUUAUCCAUAGGAUGCCCUCGAAGACACAGGUUAAACAUCGAUCCACAUGAAGAUGGUUUGAGCAUACACUAGCUAUAAUAGUUGCCAUUUGUUCAAAAGCUGGUACGAGCUUGACCAUAACUCGGAAUUCUCUCUCUCUCUCUCUCUCUCUCUCUCUCUCUCUCGUUGUAAUUUUUUCGUGAUCGACUUCAUAAUAUCUGUCUAAAGCGGCUUUGUUACCCAAAUGAUGGGAAGAGGGAGGGUUUCAAUUUGUUGCCUCCUUGUACUUUGGAGCAUGUAGCUGCUACUCAUAUAUAAAUAAUGCCCCUGGUGUUUACGCGUGUA